Messenger RNA from Sitodiplosis mosellana (orange wheat blossom midge), 1698 nucleotides. RefSeq lists its product as uncharacterized. The transcript is spliced from 5 exons. Bases 624 to 1154 code for a protein of 176 amino acids. Lineage: Eukaryota; Metazoa; Arthropoda; Insecta; Diptera; Cecidomyiidae. The record is from RefSeq and is a predicted model, not a curated record.
AGCAUCAGCGGCAAUAACAACCGAAGAAGCAACAGCAGCAGCAACAGCAGGCAAUGAGAUUUUCAACGUGAUCACACACAACGUUGAAAAAAUUGAUCCAGCUUAGGUUUAGUCUGCCUUUUGAUGUCAUCGCGUUUGGUGAGAUUAUAAUUGAAGCCAAGGCAGGCCAAGCAGAGUAAUUGACAGAAACGACGACGACAUUGAAGAUAGAAUAGAACAUCGUCAAAAUCAAAUGGUUGCUUGUUCGUCACAGCUGAAUUUUGCGCAAGAAUAAGCACAUAACAUGAAGAUAACACGCUAAAAAGCGGAGACUAAAAAAGGAGACAGUAUGCAAAAGAGAGAGAAACGCGAUAUUCAACGGCGAAAAAAAGAGUCACUGAAUUAAAUUCAGGCAGUUUUAAGACAUCUAUAUUUGCUCAAAAACACACGACCAGCAUAACAAUUGUACUCAAUACGAAAAUUUAUUUCGUACAAUCAUUUUUUUCUGUCUUUCCAUCGUUCCCAUUGCCCAUUGCCUACCGUUUUUUGAAACACGUUGUCGUUGUCGUCGUGGUCGCUGCCGUCAUCUCUUGUGGAAGUAAAGACAGCAAAAACGCGCGCGCACUCAGCAAAAAAAACCAGCUAUGGACUAUACGUCAUCUUCAAGGAUGAUGUGCGUUCUGAUUGUUUUGGUGUCAAUGUUAGUUGCAACGGCAUAUUCAAUUCGUGUGGAUUUCAACACGAACACGGGUCCAAUUCGGCCGCUAACGACAACACCACGACCUCCACCGCCACAGCCACCAUUCCGUGAACCGGCACCCGUUUGGGAAGACCAAUCAAAUGAUAUUCCAAAUCCAAAUCCAUACAGAUAUGUGCCACCACCACCAUCGCGUCCACGAUACGACAACAAUGACAUUGAAACGAACAAAAUUCCAAACGAUAAAGACUUUAACAAUGGCUACAAAGAGACAAAUGCCAGAGGAUUCUUUGUGGAUGUGCCACCAAAGUUCUAUAAAUCAUCCGCCAAGCAACAAUAUCACCAGCAGCAGUAUUUAAAUGACGUGUUUAGCAAAAAUUACUAUAGUAAAGCCAAUAAAUAUAGUAUAAUUGCUUUUAAAGAUAAAUACCGCGGUCUUCCGUAUUAUGUGUUUUAUUUCGCUCGAGCUCCACAAUAAGCAAUGUCAACUCUUAAGAAAUGGAUACAGUCAAUUUUUUUUUAUCAUUAGAAUCAUUUGAAAGAAGAAAACUGAAAAUGAUGGCAAGGAGAAACGGAGACAGUAGCGUGUAACAUUUACUUCCACACCAUUUAGUCAGCAUGGUUCAUCCCACAAUGUAACCAACAAAUACAUACAAACACAAAUACACAGCUCAAUGUCGAUGCGAAAGGAAGUCACACACAAAUAUUACAUUAUUGAGGUUACUAGAAAUGUGGUACAAUAAUUUUUCAAUUCUUUUUUCCCUCCACUCUCUCUCUCUCUCUCUUUCUGUAUACUUUUAAGUUAAGUAAUCGUUUCCGAUGUCUAGAAUUUUGCCUCCAACACACAUUUGAGGCACAUUUGAGGCACAUUUGCUUUUGUGCAACAUCAAAUUCUAUGUACAUAAAUGAGUUGUGUGAUAAGAUAUUAAUUAUAAAUGUAAUCGGCUUGACCGACAAUCAAAUCAUGUGAAUGAGGGGAAAAUGAUUUAAAUAAAGAGAAAAAAAUAAACAAAAAACUACUC